AUGGCCAUGAGGAGCCCGUACCUUUGCGCGCUCUGUGGCGUGCCGUGCGACGUUACGCAGCCCACCCAGACCCAUCCACGGCCCCAGCCCCAGCAAAGCCCUGACAAAUCCCCCAGCCGCGACCGACACCACCACCUACACCGGGAUGAAUAUUGUAACCAUCAGCACCACCACCAGCUGCAGCUGUUGCAACCAACCCAACGACAACAGAGACAACAGAAACGCCCGUGUGCGUGUGACGGCUGCGGCGCGCUGUACUUCUGCUGCGAGGCUCACCGCCGCCGAUUCACAACCCCCCUCACCGCGGCGGGAAUUAGCCAUGGCCACUCCAAGGAGGAAUGCGCACGCAUGGCGGCGCAGGUACGACGGGCGGCGGAGCUCGCGGACUUUCCAUUUCCUUGGUUUCGGAGCCUCAAUCCAAUGCUGUAUCUGGAUCUGGAUUUUCUUUCCAGGCGGUACCGGUCGGUAGGAGGCCGACAAGAUGAGGGUGGGACGGAACCGCGACAACCUUGUCAGCAGCAGCAGCAGGAGGGAGGACAGCAGCAGCAGCAGCAGCAGCAGCAGCGGCGGCGUCGGUUAGAUGACAUGGCGGUUGGCGUACGGCCGUGCGAGCCAGCGGGACUAGCGGACACUGCCGCCGGCGCUUCUCACGCGUACGACUUACCGUCCUCUAAGUACGGCGGCGUUGCGUCGACGCCUGGUGUACGGACUGGCGGCAGUCAAGCUAGUCUAGAUAAUGGCCGCCGUGUUGCGUACCCGCACGGAGAGGCGACGGCGCCGCCGUCGACCCCGCCGUCCAUGUCCCUCUGUGCGCUCCUCCGCAUGCUUCAUCACCCCCAACCAGCGCCAUGGCCGCUGCCCAUAACGUCGCCAUCAGCGUUGUCGUACACACUCACUCACAGCGGCGUUCAGACUAUGGAUGUGGAUGAUCAUGAUGGCCCUACUGCGCGUGCCUUCCAGCUCCAAAACCGCAAUUGCAGCAACAAUAGCGAUGGCGAUGAGGUUGGUAGCGGAGGCGGGGACAGUGGUGGUGGUUGUACGGCUGCCGGCUGCUGGCGGCGCCUAUGCCAGUGUGGUCGUGACAGCGGCGGCGGUGACGAGGGCGAAUGGGGCGCUCUGCAGCCGCCAAUGCUGGCAAAGGUGCAGCUGCCGCGGCGGUGGCGGACUGCAUCGCCGCCGCCAGAGGCAGUUGCCGUCGCCGCCGUUGCCGCCGAUCUCGGAGCUACAGCUCCUGCUACAGCUCCUGCUACAGCUCCUGCUACAGCUCCUGCUACAGCUCCUGCUACAGCCUCUUCCGACGGCCCGGCGCUCUGGGACCAAGCCGCCUGUUGGGCUCAGCGGGUGUGGCACCUGCCACCUCUGCUGGUGCCCCCCCUGCGGGGCCCGAGAGCAGAGCGCGGCAGUGGGUCGGGGACGCCGGCAGCGCCGCCGCCGCCGUCUGCACCCAGUGACCCGCGGGAGCAACAACAGUGCGGCAGCGGCGGUGCCGGCGCUGCCUGCGGGCCGUACAGUGUCGUGGACUGGUUGUCGUACUACCGCUGGGCGGGGCUGCCGUUGGAGUCGCCGGCGGCGCUGCUAAUGCACUUCCCAUUAACGUUGUACGGCGCAUUGCGGCUCUUGGACGAGCGGCUGGGCGGUGCGCUGCUGGGAGCCGGGGCGGGUCCCCAGGCCGAGCUCGACCAGUUGGAUACCUUUGCAGUGCUACUGCCGCUACUGCCGCCCGGGUGCACGCUGCGGGUACACAUGGUGGGACCAGACGUGCCGGAACACCUGCACGGCGCCGUACUCGUGUACAAUGGCGAGCUGCUGGGGAUUCCCAGGACGGCCGCUCCUAUCGGCGGCUCGGCGACUGAGGACGUGGGACAGCGCCACGCAGCGGCCGGUCCCCGCCGAGUCCGAGGUGGCGAUGCCGGCGGCGGCGGUGGCAGCGGUGACGCGGAGGACUGCGGUAGAGGCAGUACGGCGGUGGAGGCGGCGGUGGUGCCGGCGCCCCGUCUUGAGAUGACGUUAUGGAGCGGCUUGCUUCAUGAGGUGGUGGCGGAGGUGGUGGCGGAGGAGGUGGAGGAGGCGGGAGACCUGCUGAUGGAGUUUAUUGCGAGAGCUGCGGAAAGAGCUGCCGGGCUUCCGGAGGGUCGUAGUGGUGAUGAGAGACCCCGAGGAGGGAAGGAGGGAGGGGACGGAGGGGGAGGGGGCGGAGGAGAGAAAGGGGGAGGGGGCGGAGGGGGAGGGGGCGGAGGAGACUGUGAAGUUCCUGGGGGUAACGGUAUUGGUGAUGGUGGCGCCUGCUCCUCCAUGUCGUCAACCCCGUCCGCUAAGUCGAGUCCCGCGGCGCCUGGGGAUCUCAACCAGUCCGGGCACGACAAUCCGGGUACGGCAGGAGGCGGCGGCGGCGGCGUCCAGUGCGGUUCAUCGCCAGCGGCGCCGCUUCUGGUCUUCGCACCCAACGCUGGUCUGCCUGUUUACAUGUCCUGGCAACCUACCCUGGAACUGCUGUUGCUACUUUCGGGGCGACAGGCCGAAGAAAGACCCGUGGGUCAUCAUCAUCAUCGUCAUCAUGUUCAGCAGCAGCAGCAGCAGCAGCUGGAGGGACGACGUGCCGAGGAUGCGGAGGCUGUGGAGGCGACGAGGACCGCGAAGGCGAUAAUGACGAGGAAGAUGGCCGCAACGACGACGAUGCCAUCGGCGUGCCCGAACGUGGGGGUGGAAGUGGCGGCGGCUACGGAGGCGGUGGCUGCGGCGGUAGCCGAUGUGGGGCGGUGGGAGAAUGGAGCGCGGCGGCGGUGGGGGCAGCAGCCGAAGCCACGUCCUGUUGCAUGUUGUUGUCUGUUCACCGCAUAUAACGAAGAGGAGUGCGUGCGGUCGUGCCAGCUGCUGGAGCAGUUGUACGGCAUGACGCCAGAUCUACGGCAGGCGGGGAACCCGUACCGGCAGCCGCUGUGGUGUAUUGAAAGGGUCGGCAACGGCCUGCCUUCUUACAGUAACGGCUUUAUGUUCGGCUGGUUUACGAUGUAA
Messenger RNA from Volvox carteri f. nagariensis, 3012 nucleotides. RefSeq lists its product as uncharacterized. The transcript is spliced from 3 exons. The record is from RefSeq and is a predicted model, not a curated record. Lineage: Eukaryota; Viridiplantae; Chlorophyta; Chlorophyceae; Chlamydomonadales; Volvocaceae. Bases 1 to 3012 code for a protein of 1003 amino acids.